Momordica charantia (bitter melon) is the source of this 1372-nucleotide messenger RNA. RefSeq lists its product as uncharacterized. NCBI's taxonomy places the organism in Eukaryota, Viridiplantae, Streptophyta, Magnoliopsida, Cucurbitales, Cucurbitaceae. The record is from RefSeq and is a predicted model, not a curated record.
CACUCGGUACACUGCUCUGCUUCCACUUCAAUGGCGUCCUUCGUGGCCUCUCCUCCUCCAUUCGCUCGCCUCUCUUCUGCUUCGUCUUCUCAUCGCCUGAUUUCAGAUUUUCAGAAAUGGAACGUUGAAGUUUUCAGGAUAUGGAAUCUCAAAGCGUUUCCAUUAACUUCUAUGAACGUCAAAAGGAGGAGAACUUUAAUAUAUGCAGUCAAUCAAGAUGCUGAGGAAGCAUUCAAGAAGACUGUAGAAGUAGAUAGGCUCAUAGAUGCCUUACGGAAUGCAAGUUCACAUGAGCUUCAGAAACUUGUCCUUCAAAAUGUCCUUGCUUUCAAUGAGGGUUUCUGGAUUCGAUUAGCAGCAAGAACUGAUACAUGCAAAUCAGAGGAUGAUAAAAGAGAUUACGAGGAAUUGGCUGUCUCAGUAAUGAGUAUAGUGGAUCACCUUGUUCACAAAACUAAGGAAAAAAUAGAAUCAGCUACUGAUAUUCUCAAGGAGAUUCUAAAACCUGUAGUUGACGAAGUGGAAGAGAUAACUUGGCCCCCCAGGGAUCCUGAGGCUCUUAAGCUAAUGGAAAAGGAAAUAAUCCAUCGGGAGCAAGAAGGGCAACUAGAUGAAGGUUUCCUCGCUGAAGUUAGUGCACAACUACGCCAAGCAAAAGAAGAUGGAGACAAGCCAGGGCUAGAGGCUAUGUUACAAAAGGUUUUGCAACUCUAUGCAUCGAGAGUUCUUUCUAAGAGAAGUUAUGCAAAGAAAGGAGAGGAAGUCUUGAAAGCCGAACUGUUUUUAGAAACCAUAAUCAAAGCUCCUGAAGAAGAGUGGAACAAGCUUUUGAUUAAUGGAAUGACGAUCGGGAAUGGUGACGUUUUACCAGAUGAACUGGAUGGCGUCAUUAAGAAACGAAUCGAGCGGACUCUAAUACGAACAGAGGGAGGAUCUUACCAGCAGCGCAUUCUCACCGAGUAUCUAAAAGGAAUCCAAUCAAGAUCAGACGAGAUAGUCCAGUUGCUUCAGGGCAAGACGCAGUAGCUCGAGUUCGAGUUUGCUGUUGUAACAAAAGCAACCAUGAAAGUUCUCCAUCUACACUCUAAACCUGAACAAUUAAAAUGAAUCAUGCAAGCUGCAGCACUCAAAAAGGUACGAUCAUUGUGUUGUUCUUGUCCUCAUUCUUUGUCGUUAAUUUUUAUAGCCUAUUACUUUCAUUUAUGUUGUUAUUAUGUUGUUAUAAAAUGGAAGAUACUCAACUAACUUUCUAAUAGUUUUUCCAUAUCAUAAACAAGAAAUGAAUCUUCCCUCCUACCCUCCUACCACGACUAUGUGGGUUGUAAGGUUACAUAUUUUGAAGAGUACAUUUCUAUUUAAAUAUUUUUAGGUA